Messenger RNA from Ooceraea biroi (clonal raider ant), 2187 nucleotides. RefSeq lists its product as uncharacterized. Lineage: Eukaryota; Metazoa; Arthropoda; Insecta; Hymenoptera; Formicidae. The record is from RefSeq and is a predicted model, not a curated record.
AUGCCGGAAAAACAGAAGGUUCUAAAGCUGCAGGAUGUCUGGCGUACCUGUAAUAAAAUACGAGCUGCCGUAUUUCGCGUCGGGCUUGAUUUGUGGGAGUACUAUAAACCUUUGGUUCCUGACAAGCACUGUUUAAUAUCAGAAUCCAAAUUUAUUUCCGUCUUGGCCGGACCAUUGAAAGGCGUGAUCGGUUUAUCAGAUAAAGAAAUUUGCGAUCUGACGGACUAUUUUCGGAUUCAGGACGGUCGAAUUUUUUAUUCGCAAUUUUGCGAAGUUAUUCACGACAGCGUUCCUGAUUUUACAAAAAACAAGUCUCUCGUGACUGGUUUGGAAUGGGAAGAUCCGCUGCGCGUAAAUAUUUUGAGCGGCACAGAAACGCGAAAAAUAAAUCUGAUAAUCACUCAGCUCGCUGUACUGAUAAACAAGAGGAAAAUUACAUUGCGCCCGUAUUUUCAAGAUUACGAGCUGAUUUCAAAGAAUGUCGGCGCGGUCACCAUCGCGCAUUUCGGUCGGAUUUUAAAAUUUCUGGGCAUCGUCCUCGGUGCCGAGGAGUUUCGUCUGCUCGUGAAAAGGUUUGCCAGGAAUGCUUACACCGUGAAUUACGUGGCAUUCCUGAAGGCAAUCGACGAGGUCCAAUGCUACUUGGAGGAGCAUGGAAUGGUGGAUCUCAGUGGGGAACUGCUCGAUCAGUUUCCCGGUCGGAUCAUCACAGCCGAGCUGCCGAAACUACCACGACCGGAAAUAGGCAAAGUAAGACCCAGUCAAAUAUUUGGUAGGCAAACGGUGUUCCAUCCAGUGAUGGAACCGGCGAGAGACACGAUGCCCACGUUGGAAGUUAUCAAACGCAUCCAGAGGCACAUCCUCGAGCAACGAAUACGGAUUCACGAGUUCUUCAAGGAUUUCGACUAUCUGAAUACCAGCCGAGUGACCGUCUCGCAAUUCCGAAGAGCGCUGGACGCGCUUCAAAUAUCGUCCCUGGGCCGUUUGUGGCUGGUCGAACCGGAAAUCGAUACUGUGAUCGCACUUUAUAGGGACCCAAGUGAUCCUGAUCGCGUGUGCUGGCGCACGUUCAUGGACGAUAUAGAUCGAGUCUUCACCGUGAAGGGACUUGACAAGCUGCCAAAUCUCAGGGUGGAGUCGCCACCUCAGGAAAUAGCUGAACUUCCUCGAAGUGGCGCACCGAAUUGGCGAUGCGAACCGGAAGAUACGAGGGAGCUUUGCGAGGAUGUUUUGCGGAGAGUAAGACAGCGAGUCGAAGAGAGGCGGAUUUUCCUGAAGAAAUUUUUCAAAAAUCAUGACAAGCACAAUCGCGGUCACGUGUCGCGAGCUCAAUUGAGACAGGUGCUCGUCACGGCGAUCAUACUUUUGUCUCCGGAGGAAGUGUUCGCACUGGAACGAAGAUACAACGACGAUCUAGGCUUCGAUUAUAAUCGAUUCCUGCAGGAAUUGGAGGCUCGACUGAUCGCGGAACCUUUGUAUCAUCGAAUGUUGGAGGAAAAGAAGAGACUGAACGCCGAAAAGCCACCCUCUGAACCUCGCGAUGACGAAACCAACAUCGUAUUGAUCUUGGCUAAAAUUAAGGCCAAAGUCGUGCGCGAAAGGAUCAAAGUGCUCGAAUUCAUGAAGCAAUUCGACAGGAAUAAUCAUCUUGUGAUCACAAAGCCAGAUUUUGUCAGGAGUCUGGAUCAGCUGCGUUGCAACUUGACGCCCGCGGAAGUAGACACGAUCGUGAAGAUCUUUCAGGCAGCACUGAGACCCGACUUCGUCGAGUACGUGAGAUUCGCAACAACCGUGGAAGAAGCCGUAGCCACUGGCGGUCUGGAAAGGGCUCCACUCUUCCUUCCCGUGCAGCAUGUGCCCUCCGAAGCGAGCAGCAGGACCUUCCUUGACUUCGACGAACGUAAAACAGUGGAAAUCGCGAUGGAUAAACUGUGCGAAGUGCAGAGUCCGAAUCUGGAGGAGCUCUUCAAGAACUACGAUAAAGAAAAUAUCGGCACCGUUUCCAAGGAGCAAUUAAUGAAGGCACUGUCGGUUAGGCGGAUGUUGGAGCUUAUCACCAACAGAGAACUAGACGCCGUACAUAAAUGCUUCUCCAUCGAAAGAGGUGGCUCGUUCGAAAUCGACUACCGAGCAUUUCUGCGCGCUUUGUAUCUACUUCAAGAGAACAGAAAAACUCCGUUCUUUUGA